UUUCAAUCUUCGUGUUGAUGAGGUUUCUUCAUAGAAUUUGCCCCCUUCGCCAUUGAAAAAUCUCUGAAAAUCCUCAAACAACAGCAACCACUGCAAUUUAAAAUCAUUUAGGUUUGGAAAGUUUGGAUUUUGUUGAAGUUGCAAAAGAAUUGGGCAAAUAACCCAUGGAUGAUGAUGAACCAUCUGAAUCUUCCUCAAAACUUCCAUGGAUUUGGGUCAUUGAAGCCCUAGCAGGCUUCAGUGAAAUCACUACAUCCACUUUACAGGGUUUGAUUGAUGCAUCCCCUAUAGAGCAAGAUGAUUUUUGUGAAAAUACAAAGGAAUUGGUUGCUAUGAGGUGUUUGGAGGAACUGUGUGUUAAUCGUGAUGCUUCUUCUACCUUGGAUUCCAGAGUUGGAUUUGAUUUUUCACGAAGUUGUGUUGAUGUUCUCCAAGAAAUAUUGCAUGAGAUACCAUUAUCAAAUCUGAAAAUGGCUGGAGCAGAGCUUUUGAGAUGGGAUGUUAGUUCAUUUAUUAUGCACAAAAGAUCUGGCACUAUUAAAUGUCACUUAGAGCAGCUGAAAGAAUCAAUAUUGGAAGGCACUCAACCACAUACUGAUUACUUAAAAGAAAGGAGUGGAUUAUUCCUCCAGAAUAUGGGUCAUACAGGACAUGUAAAGGGUGGUGAAUGCGAUGAUCAUUCAGACAAGGAUAAUGGGAAGUCCACUUUUGCUGAAAACAUCGAAACAAAUGAGAACUUGGUUUCCUUAGUUUUAGAUAACAGGGAUAAAUCUUCAAAAGAACAUUUACUUGAUAAUAAUUUUUUACCCUUUAAGAGGAACAGGGUUUACUCAGCUGAUAAGCAUUUUGUGGGACACCUUCGUGAAAAGCAAGUUUGUAUAAAUGAAUGUGAUGAUUUCUUAAGAAAUACAAAGAGAAUUAAAUGUUAUGCAUCUACAAGUUUUGAUUCCAAGAAAGAAAAAACUGUUUCUCAACUCGGAAAGGAAGUGUCAGAAAAUUCAACUGAAAGAAUUCUUCUAAUUUCUGAGAAAGGAGAGCAUCAAACAGAAAAGAUUAACUGGGGAACUAUGGGUGGUGGAUCCAUAGAGGAUAGUCACAAUAGGUGCACUGCUUCAAAUUUGUGCCAAUCCAGCAACCAAAAUGAAGUCGUUCAUGAUGAAUCAAAUAUUCCUUUCGAUGCUACUUUGAUGCCUCAGCAUACAUUUGGAGGUGAAAAUUCUCAGCAAAAGCAGAUUGAGUCAAUUGCAACUGAUGUUGCAUGCCCAGAUGAAAUUCAGCAUAAGAUUUCUGGAAGUAAACCCUGGUCUAAACAUGAAACAGAUUUGCAGCUUGAAGAUCCAAAUGGCUCUCAGCAGACAGUUGCUAGUGAUAAAGCUCAAGAUGAUACUGGUAAUAGUUGGGUAGAAGUAACAGCUGAUAAGAUUGUGUAUCAAGGUGAAAACAUUAAUGUUUUAAUGAAAAAGUACGAAGAGCAGAAUCUUGGUAUGAAGUGUAAGGAAGUUGGUCAAUUACUGUUUAGUGAUGCGACUCCUGUCUCACUAGUGGUUCCUGAAAGUUGUGUUGGUAUGGCAACCACCAUUAUGCCUCAGCAUACAUCUGGAGCUGAGCCUUGCCAAAAUAAGUCUAUGGAUGAAAGCAAUGAUAAUGCACAUCAUGUUUACCCUAUUCCUUCAAAUGGUGAUAAUGCCGAUAAAAUUCAGCAUAUGAUUAAUGAAUCCCAACCCAAACAGAACGAACCAAAUGUUGUACCUUUAAAUUUCUCUCAGUCUCAGAAGCCCGUUGCUAGUGAUAAAACUGUAGUUGCUACUUUUAAUGGUUGUGAAGCUGAGUUAUCAAGUGAUAGUGAUAGGUAUCACAAUGAAAAGAUUGAUCUUGCCGCCAAAAAACAUGAAUUCCUGAGCUCCCAGUGUACAUAUGUUCAAGGUUUCUCAGCAAUGACUGAGUCGACUGAACAAAAUCUUUGCAUGAAGUGUAAUGAACGUGGCCAAUUACUAGUUUGUAAAACAACUACUUGCCCAAUGAUGGUGCAUAAAAACUGUCUGGGUGUGUCUGCUCAAUUGGACGGAAAAGGCAACUUUGUCUGCCCAUUUUGUGUAUAUUCUGACACUAUCUCAGAAUAUCUUGAAGCUAAGGAAAAAGCUUCCUUGGCAAGGAAAGAAUUGGCUAUCUUCAUUAGUAAGGGAAUAAGGAACCAAGCUGUUCAUGAAUUUCAUAGACAAGAACAUAGUCCUUCAAGAAAGAAUAGCAUGUUUAUUCAUGUCAAUAACAUCGGAAAUGAUGAGUUAACAGGGUGUGAAGACAAUAGAGAAUAUCAUGUUGGUGGGCAUGCAAAUGAAGUCAGUAAUCUUCAGUUUGAAAGAAGUCAGCCACAAGCCCCUAUAUCAUGUGUCCCCUCAUCAUGCAGAGAAAAGGAAAAUGUAAAUAAUGGAUUAAUAGAAGCUUUAAGAGAAGAGGAAAGGAGUGAAAUGCAGAAUGCAAAGAGUUUAACUGGUGGAAGAGUUGAAGAAAACCAAGUGCUUACUGACCAUGUAGAUGGAUGUGGUGGUGAUAAAUAUUCUUGUAAAAAAGCAAAUAUUGUCUGUGAUAGUCAAAGCAAUGGUGGAGAAGAAGUUCCACAAGAACUGACGAAACAACACAAUAUGGAUGGAACAGUAGAGCCAGUUUGUGCACAUGAUACUGGAAAAAAGGAAAUUUCUGAAGAUGGAUGUGAAAAGCAUAUUAUUUCUAGAUAUUCAAUGAGAUUCCGGAAGCAUGAAACUCAAUACAAACCCCAAGCAAGCCCUCUUUUAAGACGAAAGAAAAUUCCAUGGACAGCUGAGGAGGAAGAGCUGAUAAGGGAGGGAGUGCAGAAGUUUGGUUCCAGUGACCAAACAAUCCCGUGGAAGAAGAUUUUGGCAUUCGGUUCUCAUGUGUUUGAGAAGGAUGAUAAGCGCCGUACGCCAGUAGACCUGAAGGAUAAAUGGAAGAACAUGUGCAAAGCUCACUCAAAAUCGAAAUGAAAGCCUUCAUCUUAAAUCAUACUCGUAAGAUUGGUCAAGUUGGCCUGCCUCUGUUCCUCAUUCUCAUCUGACUGCCAGCUGCAAUGUCCCAAGUCCAAUCUGCACUACUCAAUUUUAUUGAAACAUUUGGCAAAUGGUUAACUUCUAGAUUGUUGUAGCUAGCCUCCUAUUACGGCGUCACUUUUACCCUUGCAAGAACGUUGCAAGAUCUUGCGACAAGAAAAGAGAAUCGUGGAAGUUAUGUAUAACAUGCCAUUUAAAUAAUCAAGUUGAUUAGCUCUGACCACUCGAUUAGUGUAAAUUUUUGUAGAAGUGUCCCUUUCGUAAGUUUGUCAUAAUAAUGGUCAUAUAAUAGUAAAAUUUUGAUCAUAUAUCGCGUAAUAUGUUCUGCACAGAUGUUUCAUGUAUGCUAUCU
This is a messenger RNA of Gastrolobium bilobum, 3414 nucleotides long. RefSeq lists its product as uncharacterized. The transcript has 7 exons. Lineage: Eukaryota; Viridiplantae; Streptophyta; Magnoliopsida; Fabales; Fabaceae. The record is from RefSeq and is a predicted model, not a curated record. Bases 165 to 2999 code for a protein of 944 amino acids.